AUGGUUCAAUUUCACGAGCACAUAAUCGCCGAUCUCCUUGAAGAACCCAGCGACGGCGGCGGCCUGGUUGUUCUCUCUUCCGGCCUUGGUAUGCACAAAAUUAUUACUGCUCUUCUUCACCUGCACCACCCAUCCGAAGGUACUCUUCUUAUCCUCUCUGCAUCCCCAUCCCAGAAGCACUCCAUCCUCACCUCCCUAAACCCUAACCCUAACAAUGAAGUUACCAACUCACCGUCCGAGAUAACUUCCGACCUCCAGGCGCAUCACCGUCUUUCCCUCUACUCCUCCGGGAACGCCUUCUUCAUCACUUCUCGUAUCCUCAUCGUCGAUCUCCUCACUCGCCGCCUCCCUACCUCUGCCGUGGCCGGGGUCGUCCUCCUUAAUGCACAUUCUUUGUCGGAAACUUGUACCGAGGCUUUCAUUGUAAGGAUUCUUAGGUCGUCGAAUAAGAAUCUUUAUGUUCGUGCCUUUUCGGACAAGCCCCAUGCCAUGGUCUCUGGUUUCGCUAAGGCUGAGAGAACGCUUAAGUGCUUGUUUCUGAGGAAACUCUAUCUGUGGCCCAGGUUUCAGGUAUAUGUAUCAGAAGACCUAGAGAGGUAUCCACCAGAAGUAGUGGACAUCAGAGUCCCCAUGUCUGCAUACAUGGUGGGGAUUCAGAAAGCGGUGAUAGAGGUCAUGGAUGCUUGUUUGAAAGAGAUGAGGAAGACUAACAAGGUUGAUGUGGAGGAUUUAACUGUGGAGAAUGGUCUGUUCAAGUCAUUUGAUGAGAUUGUUAGGCGACAAUUGGAUCCAAUUUGGCAUACAUUGGGGAAGAAGACUAAGCAGCUUGUUUCAGAUUUGAAAACGUUGAGGAAGUUGUUGGAUUAUCUUGUUAGGUAUGAUGCAGUGACUUAUUUAAAGUAUUUGGAUUCGUUGAGAGCAUCAGAGAGUUUUCGCUCUGUAUGGAUAUUUGCAGAGUCCAGUUAUAAGAUAUUUGAGUAUGCAAAAAAACGCGUUUAUCACUUCGGGAUGUCAAACGGUGAAAAUUUGACUGCUCCGGCUAAGAAGAGCGUGAAGUCCAAGAAGAGGAAGUUGGAUGAUAGUAACAAGGACCAAGAAGAUUCUCUGGUAAAGGAUGCCAAUAGUAGGGUAAUUUUGGAGGAAGUCUUGGAGGAGGCACCAAAGUGGAAGGUGUUGCGUGAGGUUCUCGAAGAAAUAGAAGAAGAAAGACAGAAGCAAGCUACAUCAAUUGAUGAAUGUGUUGUUGAAAGUGCUCAAGAUGAUAAUGGCAUUGUUUUGGUUGCCUGUAAAGACGAACACUCUUGUGUUCAGCUUGAGGAGUGUAUCACGAGCGACCCAAACAAGGUCAUGCGAGGAGAGUGGGAUAAAUAUUUGCUGAGCAAAGUGCAGUUGCAUGCCUUACCAAAGCGUAAUAAGAAGAAACCCCAAAACACUAAAGGUUUCGGGGUACUUGACGGAGUGCUCCCUUUGACACCUGGAAAGAGAGUAGAAGGCAAUAGUUUAGUAACACAAGAACAUGAUGCAUUACUAGCAGCAGCAACCCAAUUAAGUAAGCAAGCCCAGAAAGGUAUAGAAAUAGUGGACGAUCCUCAAAAUUGUGAGGUCAAAAAAGGAAAGGGAAAAGGGAGUUCGAAAAGUAGAAACAAGAAGUCCUCAAGAAAUGCCUCCUUAAAGAGAGGAGAUGGAAACAAAAUUGAGGCAGCAUUGCUAAAAGAAUCUGAGCCCUCUUCUAAAAAUGAUGGCAAAGAAGUUGAAAUUAAUCCAGCUAGCGAUCAUACAACAAUUGGCACAAGUGUUCUCAAGAAGCAUGUAGAAGGGGCUGAUGUUGAGCAACCGAGGAAUGAAAAACGGAUUCCUCCAGUGCAUUUUUAUGCCUAUGAAAGUGGUCAGCAAGUACUUGACGUUUUGAAGCCAUCUGCAAUUGUUGUUUACCAUCCUGACAUCGCCUUUGUACGAGAAAUUGAAAUAUAUAAAGCUGAAAAUCCCACAAAGAAGGUGAAAGUAUAUUUUUUGUUUUAUGAAGAUUCUACAGAAGUGCAAAAGUUUGAGGCUAGUAUACGCCGCGAAAAUGGAGCAUUUGAAUCCCUGAUUAGGCAGAAAUCGAUGAUGAUGUUGCCAGUUGAUCAGGUUGCUCAUGGCCUUGUUCGAAAUUCUGCUAGUGAGACGGACUCUCCAUUGAAGCAAAAUAUGGUAACUAGGAAGGCAGGUGGACAGAAGGAAGCCGACAAAGAGAUGCAAGUCAUAGUGGAUAUGCGGGAGUUCAUGAGCAGCCUUCCUAACGUUCUUCAUCAAAAGGGUAUGAAUAUAAUACCGGUUACUCUCGAAGUUGGAGAUUACAUUUUGUCACCGAUGAUAUGUGUGGAAAGAAAAAGCAUACAAGACCUUUUUAGUAGUUUUGCAUCAGGCCGUCUUUACCACCAAGUUGAAAUGAUGGUCCGUUAUUACCGGAUGCCUGUUCUUUUAAUCGAGUUUUCACAAGACAAAAGCUUCUCGUUUCAGUCAACGAGUGAGAUUGGCGAGGAUGUCACGCCCCAUAAUAUUAUAUCGAAGCUAUCUUUGCUUGUUCUACAUUUUCCUCGUUUGCGAAUUGUAUGGUCGCGUAGCUUGCAUGCAACUGCGGAAAUCUUUGCUUCUCUUAAAACAAAUCAAGACGAACCUGAUGAAGUUAAGGCAACGAGAGUUGGAGUACCUUCAGAAGAGGGUGUCGUGGAAGAUGACGUCAGAGCUGAGAAUUACAAUACUUCUGCCAUCGAGUUCUUGAGGCGACUACCAGGUGUGACGGAUUCCAACUACAGGGCCAUAAUGGACGGGUGCAGCAGCUUGGCGGAGGUUGCCCUCCUUCCGGUGGAGAGACUCGCUGAACUAAUGGGCAGCCAGAAAUCCGCCAAGAUUCUCAGGGACUUCCUCGAUGCCAAGUAUCCGACUUUGCUCUGACUUUAAUCACUGCAUUUGUUUGUUGUACAAUAUGGUCUUAAAAUUAAGUCUUGUUCGACCGAAUCCAGAUGCUAAUUCAGCAAUAGGUUUGGUCACUUGAGCUUUAUAAAACCUCCAUUGCUGCAAUGGACUCAUUUGGUUUUUUAUCGCAAUAAAAGAAGUAUCAUACAGACAAUGGUUUUGUGAUUUUGC
Messenger RNA from Cynara cardunculus var. scolymus (artichoke), 3126 nucleotides. Its product is annotated as DNA repair endonuclease UVH1. Gene Ontology annotation, cellular component: nucleotide-excision repair factor 1 complex. The record is from RefSeq and is a predicted model, not a curated record. The transcript is spliced from 10 exons. Gene Ontology annotation, molecular function: damaged DNA binding; single-stranded DNA endonuclease activity; single-stranded DNA binding. The coding region runs from base 1 to 2934 and encodes 977 amino acids. Gene Ontology annotation, biological process: double-strand break repair via homologous recombination; resolution of meiotic recombination intermediates; nucleotide-excision repair involved in interstrand cross-link repair. NCBI's taxonomy places the organism in Eukaryota, Viridiplantae, Streptophyta, Magnoliopsida, Asterales, Asteraceae.